AUGUCUCAUACCAUUGCACCACGUUCCGAGAAGGAAGCCUUUCAAGAUAUCCCACUAGAGGACUUUCCACCUCAGUACGAGUCAGCAGUCAACGCUGAGCUCCGCCGCUUCAACGACGCAGAAGCACAUCAGACGAAGCCCGACUUGCAUAACCGACCUAAGCAGAGCAGGAAGCGACGCUACAUCAUCAUCGGCUGUGCUGUAACUGGUAUUCUUGCGGUGCUCGCUAUUAUGGCUGGAGUGGUUGCUACUUACCUUAGCGCCCAAAGACCGGUUCGUAGUCCUGCUCCUCCGCAAACUCAACUUCCGAGCUCGAUUGCUGAGACCCCUUCUCAGAUCUCUCCGCUCUCUGUUCGCUCGACUACAGCAACAACUACUGCGACGGCCUUUGCUACUGUUACUGUCACAGCAACGCGCAGCAUAGCUGCUGGCUUUGCACCCAUCCGAGCGACUGAGAUCUCAAGCACGACUGUUACAUCGACUUCCACGCCUCCGGGUUCUGGUAUCUUGACUGUGGCAUCGACUGUUCACACUACCGUUGAGUCCAGGAUAAUCUCGUACUUGACAGAGUCAGACACUUCCUUCUUCCGCCUCCUGCCAUCGACGAGCACGCUCUCCUACGCAUCGACAGCCACCAUCAUGGUCGGAGUCCCGAACAUGGCGUCCGCUGGCUCGGCUCUCCUUACUUCGACGGCUCCUGCUGUUAUAAAUAGCUCGAGCACAAAGGCAUCACAUCACACGAUCUCGGUGGGCGAGAAGACUUGGCUUGACAGCUCGGGCUUCACAACGGUGACUUCUACUGCCACACCACCAGCAUCGCAGCUCAACGCUGCCGCGAAGCCGACUUCGACGAAGAAGGGUGGCCUGAUCAAUUUCUGUGGCGUGCCUGGUGAGGCGUGCUCUGACUGA
Messenger RNA from Recurvomyces mirabilis, 909 nucleotides. RefSeq lists its product as uncharacterized. Lineage: Eukaryota; Fungi; Ascomycota; Dothideomycetes; Mycosphaerellales; Teratosphaeriaceae. The record is from RefSeq and is a predicted model, not a curated record. Bases 1 to 909 code for a protein of 302 amino acids. The transcript has a single exon.